Molecule: messenger RNA, 3222 nt
Organism: Sycon ciliatum
Lineage: Eukaryota; Metazoa; Porifera; Calcarea; Leucosolenida; Sycettidae
Exons: 3
Coding region: 641-2377 (578 amino acids)
Source: RefSeq, a predicted model, not a curated record
GAGAAGUAAAGACUAAAGGACCUCGGAAUCGUCGGAUCGCGGAGUCCGACGGGGUCGGAGUUGGACAAACCGCUGCGAGCGAGAAAUCGGACAGCUGCCGGUCCCAGAUCCUGCUCACUCACUACGUGUACUUCACGGAGUCGAGACACUGUGACGGAAGUGGCGGUGGCGGUGGUGGGCUUCACCCGCAACACCUUCGCGGAAGGAAGUCAGACACUACGCGACUGUGUAGCGUGCACCGCUAUUUGUUGCGACGGACUCACGGACGCUGAAAUCGCACUUCUGGCAGUCAGCUGCCCUCUGGUCACUUUAGCGAUCUCCACACUGCACAUCAGCCCACUGUUUCGGUGCCAUCAGUAAAAGGUAAAGGGAGGGGAUCAUGACUGGUGUGAAAGAGGGCAAGUAAAAAGGUGAAGGUUUAGCUCGACUACUUUUGACACAGGUGGCAGCCUAACGACGUGAGUUUGGUCAGCGCUGUGUAGUGGUUCUUUCAUCGUUCCACCAUUUCGGCGGACCGCAUUUCGGCCGUCAGCAUUGCCGAAAUCUGAUCCCAUGUAUUGAACGCGAAGUCGACUCGAUCAGCGUGGCUACAAGUCUUGAACAUCUAGAAACUCGUGUGCUGAAUCGCAUAUUGUUGAAGAUGAUGGGCUUGACCGUGGACGAUGAUUACAUGGAGAUGGGAGCAGCCCGGUUGGCGCUGGACACGCACAAGAGGAUGGUAGCGGCGGCGGAGAAUGACAAGUCAGCAGCAGUGUUAGGAGCUGCACUCGGCCAGCCUGCUCCUACUAGUACUACUACUAGUGCCGGCAGGUACACGGAGCUGAUGACCAACCCGGACCAGCAGGGGAGAGAUCGCCUUGUUUCGGAGGAUGAAUACGUGGACAUGGCUACCCUGCAGUCUACGAUGACAGCAGAGCAGCGCAACGAUUUGGCUGUAGUUUCCAUGGCAUGCACUCCUGGUGAGGUGCCGCCACCGUGUCAUCCAGCACCGCCAUCAAGAAUGCUCCGUCCGGAUAGUGAUUAUGCCGACCUUGAUGAGCUGGAAAAGCAGUCGAAAGCGAAUGCAUCCUACUCCUCUUCCCAAAUGAUGGUUCACUUCGAAGCUGCUGAUGCCGUACCUCACACUCUAAGCUUACCGCUCAGCCCUCCGGACAGUGACUCAUCCUUACCAAGGACACCGUCCAUGCCUAACAUAUCUGUCCUGCAGGCUAGCGAGUAUGUUGAUGACCAGAGUGCGGCCAUGUCACGCAGUCAGAACGCACUGAACUCGUUCUCGACGCAGAGCGUGCGCUACACAGGAGAGCGACAGUUCGCGACGCUCGAUCCGUCGUUUCGGCGGAGAAGCAGCCGCGACAGGCCGGCCGCACUGCUCCCUGGCAUGCAAACCCCUGGCGCCGAGUUUGACUCUCGGCGGCAGCCACAAGACGACUACACUGCUUCGCUGGCAUCGUACCGCUAUGCCACCCUGGACCCGUCGUUUCGCCAUAGUAGCAAGCACACCGCGUUUGCAGGACUGCCGGCUGCAGGCGACGGCGGCGUCUCGCAUUUAAUCGGCGACUCGUCGGAUAGCUGGCGUUCAGAAAGCUGCCUGGCAAGUGCCCGGCCGUAUGAAGCAGUCAGCAACAACUCCAGUGGUCCGAGUCGCUAUACAGACAAGUUGCGCGGACAGUCAUUGAGCCAGAAGAGCAGAAGAAUUGUUCAGGUUGAUGACAGUUUUGGACCAGGAAAACUGAGGAGAGACAGUUCAGAUGGGGCCAUCCACAAGAUCGGUCGGGGCGGCAGGAAUUUUAUCAGCUUUCAAGGAUCCGAAGCAACAUCCCUGGACUCUGGAACUGACAAGAUGAAGGCGUCAAAAGAUGCCAAGACUUUGCCACAUAACAAUCAUGGCGAUGAGAAGAGCCCUGGGCGUCUGCGCUCACGCCUUAGCACCCUGGCCUCCAAGAUCGGCCCUGGCAGAUCUCACUCGCCGCAUGCGGCGAGCAGCGGAAAAGGCGACAGUCCGAAGUUGAACCGCAAGCAGUCGCUACCGGAGAGAGGGUCGACCCUCGUCCAAGCUGAAGGCUUCCAAUGGCACUCGGGCCGCCAUUCUAGUAUAAGCUGUCCUAGCACUAACGCAAUUGGUUCCGCCAGUGGUGCAGGCAACACACAGGGCGAUCGUGCAGACCUCAUCAGCGUUAGUUCCUUGCAGAGAAGUCCACUGGGCAGCAGUACGAGUACGUCGCCUGCACCGCCAUCGCCUAUGCAUGUUUCAGCCAGCCAGCUAGCCAAACAGAAUGCAAGCCGUACAGUCGCACCUCCACCCAAGCCCAAGCCAUACCAUGAGUACAAAGCUGUCAAAGACCAACUGGAAUCACUUUCAAAGGACACAUCGGUAUGAAUGCUCGUCAUGGACACGCUGUGGAAGCUUCGCGUUGAACUGGUGUGCUAAGUGACUGGUGUCAAAUUGUCAUUUGGUAUGCCGCUAUCUCUGGAAUCAACCAUCAACGAGCUAGCCACUUUCAAAGCUAUUCCUUGUCACCCAUGCACCUCCAGAAGCAUUUUAGCAAAUUUCGCACGUCUGUUCUGGCUAGUGCAUGCAUUGGACUAGGACCAGUUUUAUUUGAGACACAGUACUGAGCAAUUGUAAUUAGAAUUGCCCUCCCACAACCCAUUGUCACUCUCAUCUUACAAUGUACUCUAUUCACUUGAUUUGUGUUGUUUCCAGGUAUUUACCCCAUGUUAGUGCACCUGUCAAGCAUUCAGUGUAAUGCGUGUAUUGGGACUUAUUAAUUUUGUCAUGUCGGUCCGCUGCUGCUAUAUUUGAAUCAAGAAGGAAGUCAAACCCCGGAUUAUUUUUUUCCUGUAUCGGGGACAGGUGAGGGUUUUUCAUUUUCCCCUGUGAGAUCAUUUACACUUUCGUCACUGACAUGCUGCACAGGCCAGUCGGCCUUACAGGACUUACAUAUCUACAUUUAUCUUUCACAAAUAACGUUAAAAGUACAUCCGACACGCUCAGUGUGGCUGGUCACAAACUGUUUGAGUAACCCGAUUUUUUUAAGUACUGUCUUUGUCUCACUCAUAUCCUUCACCACUAAAGUGACUGAGUGAAUACAAUUAACUAUCCUUGACUGUCCGGCCAUUUUCUGGUAGUUGUGCUUCUUGGCUUAUUCUUUUUUAUCCAACCGAAUGCUCAUCCUUUCAAGCAUUGUGUGUACAAUACAAGAACGUCUUGAACAGCGUGAA